AUGCCUUCUGAGCAACCCCGCGGGGAAUGUCCGGAACUCAUAACGCCCGAAACAGAUCCGAUCGCAGUUAACAAACUCGUCAACGACACGAUAGAGCAGCUCAGGGGGGCUGAUACCUGUUCUACAAGUCUACAACCUACCAAUGGCCGUCGCCCCAAGAGGAAAAGGACAGUGUCCUUAUCUGAUAUAUCGGAAAUCUCCAGCCGCGUUAACGACUAUGGCCGCAGCUUCUGGGAAGAGCAAACAAUACAAACGUCCGUAAGAGAUUCACAAAGUUUGUCGGUCUUCGGAACAUGGGUCCCGGAGACUCAACUACCCGGGAAGGUUGAGAUUGAGUCAUUGUCCAACGAGCUCAGCAAAGCCAUGGUGCGGCAUUACAACGACAGAACCAAGGACUGGAUACCGCUAAGCAAACUGAGACGGAUCUGUAGCUCUCAUGCCGUUGCCGAGGAGCUGAAAGGCAAGGUUGACGCAUCUCAAAUGGAAAACUACAAAGCCUACGUCUGUGGCAAGACUCCCAAUGACUUCAAGGACGGACAGUCAGCAUACAUUGUUUUUGCAAUACUCGUCAGAACGGGGCGACUGGACAUGCUGCAUAAAUUUUUCACGGCAAAAGUCUAUGACAGACACUUCCCUUUCAUCUAUGGGGAUGGUGAUAUGCUUCAACCGCGCAACAAAAGUCCUCAAGGGCAUGAUAGACCUCGUUUCCCUUCAACGGACAGGACCUUCAUGACUCAGUUCUACGCGGAACAGUGGCGUUUCAACGUUCCCAUCAUAGCAAUGGCUGACCAUGGGCAACCCGUUGAAUAUGAGCUCCAUUCUGAGACCAUCAUGCCGUGGACAUCUUGUCGCCUUCUCGACGAACAAGGUUGGCAUGCUGAUGUUUUCGAGAUCGAGAUUCAUCCAGACCACCAUCACUUUACUGGGCACGACCUGUUUGCCCUCAAGACGCUCUCCUCUAAUGACCCGAGAGAGUUUCGUCGAGAGAUUUACGCACUCAGAAAGGCUACGCCUGGGCGUCAUGUGAUUGAGCUCUUUGCGACCUUUGAAUGCGGCGACAAAUUCUCUUUCCUCUUUCCCUGGGCGGAAGGAGGAAAUCUGGGCAAGUUCAUGGAGAUGCACCCUUCGCAACUCUUCCCUGCGACUACCAAUUACUCGGCUACCAGUUACUCGGCGAUCCUCACCCGAUGGAUUGCCAAGCAAUGCGCUGGAAUCGCCGAGGGCCUACACGGGAUUCACAACGCCAAACCGGCGGUCCGGCGUAAGUUCGACACCCCUAACAAAGACUGGAAGGACAACUACGGCAUCCACAAGGAUAUAAAGCCAGGGAAUAUCCUUCGCUUCAUGAACAAAAAUCUCAGUGGGGAUCUUGGCGAGCUCAAGCUGGCCGAUUUUGGCUUGACCAAGUUCCACACAGCGUCUAAGAGAUCUGCACAGCCCGGAAAAGAAGAAAGGUAUGAAUCCUAUGGUGCACCCGAACAGACGAGAAAGGGGCCCUUGGUUUCUAGAAAAGCAGACAUCUGGGCUCUGGGCUGUGUCUUCUUGAUGCUCUUGACAUGGGCCAUCCGGGGCCCAGGAGCCCUCAGAAGAUUUGAAUGCGCUCGCUUGAAUGAACGAGGAGCUAAGCUCAACUGGACCCGGGACACGUUUUUCAGAAGUGGUGCCCAGGAAGCCGGCGAUUCACCUUAUGACGGCAUUAUUCUGAAGCAAGCUGUGAGACUUCGUGUCCAACUCAACAAGGAGGCAGUCUCUACAGCUGACGGUGAAACCAACUACCUCAUUGAGUUUCUCAACUUCAUCCUCUCUCACAUGCUGGUCAUUGGCAGGGAACAGCGCGCCACGUCCGAGGUGGUCUACAAGUUUCUCAGCGAGAAGAUGGAACAAUACAACGAAACCGGCUAUAAUGUUACUCUUCCCACUUUGGAUGGGUCUCAGAGCACGGAUGAGCCAGAAUGUACUUGUGAUCAUGAGGAGAGCGAGUUUCACUGCCAGUACCAGAACGGCAUACCCCCUGGGGUUGAUGUUUAG
Molecule: messenger RNA, 2028 nt
Organism: Fusarium falciforme
Lineage: Eukaryota; Fungi; Ascomycota; Sordariomycetes; Hypocreales; Nectriaceae
Product: Protein kinase domain-containing protein
Exons: 3
Coding region: 1-2028 (675 amino acids)
Biological process (GO): peptidyl-threonine phosphorylation; peptidyl-serine phosphorylation
Molecular function (GO): ATP binding; protein serine/threonine kinase activity
Source: RefSeq, a predicted model, not a curated record